Messenger RNA from Rhincodon typus (whale shark), 3394 nucleotides. RefSeq names its product DEAH (Asp-Glu-Ala-His) box polypeptide 40 (gene dhx40). NCBI's taxonomy places the organism in Eukaryota, Metazoa, Chordata, Chondrichthyes, Orectolobiformes, Rhincodontidae. The transcript has 18 exons. Gene Ontology annotation, molecular function: RNA binding; ATP hydrolysis activity. The record is from RefSeq and is a predicted model, not a curated record. Gene Ontology annotation, cellular component: intracellular anatomical structure. The coding region runs from base 373 to 2643 and encodes 756 amino acids.
AGGAGAGAGACAGCGGAAAAGGAGAAAGGAGGAGGUUAUAUAGAGAGAGAGACGGAAGGAAAAAGGAGUGAUAGAUAUAGAGGCAGGAAGUGAAGUGAGAAGAGGUAAGGGGGAGACAGCAAGAAAAGGAGAAACAGAGAGAGGGAGGAGAAAAGAGAGAGAGAAAGAAAGAGGAUGGAGACAAAUGGGAACAAGUGAGAGAGAGACGGGGGCGAGAAAAAGGAGGGAGAGAGAGAGAGAAAGGGAAAUGAGACACGGGGUGGGGGAUUGAAAUUUAAAUUGAAGAGCAGAAAGAGGCACGUACCUAAAAAGUAGGGAAGAGCCAUACGGAGCCACUACGGGGGUUCAGUGAGGAGCCCUGACUGAAGCAGGAUGCCCCAUGAGAGGGGGAAGGGACAGACUUGUUCCCCAAGUGGGGUAGUGUCAAGGGGUAGCCAGCCUGGUUUGAGGGGAGCUGGGCCUGGGUCACUGCCCAUCCACCGGCACAAGGAGAGCCUGGUUCAAGCAGUCAGAGACCAUCCCUUUUUGAUAGUGACCGGAGAAACUGGCAGCGGAAAAACCACACAGUUACCACAGUACCUGUACCAGGCAGGACUCGGACGACACGGCAUCAUUGGGGUCACACAGCCACGUCGAGUGGCAGCCAUGUCUGUGGCCCUCAGAGUAGCAGAGGAGAUGGACUGCUCCCUGGGCAGCAGAGUGGGUUACCAGGUCCGCUUUGACGACUGCACCUCUGAGGAGACUGAGAUAAAGUACAUGACCGAUGGCUGUUUGCUUCGGGAGAUUCUUCAGGACCCUUGCCUCAGCCGAUACAGCGUCAUCAUCCUGGACGAGGCCCACGAGAGGAGUCUCAGCACAGAUAUCCUCUUUGGUUUGCUCAGGUCCCUGCCAGCAUGGGUGCCAGUGUCACGAGAGCGCAGGGUGCCCCUGAAGGUCGUCGUGAUGUCAGCAACGCUGGAGGUGGAGAAGCUCUCGAAGUUUCUGGGUGGUUGUCCCGUUUGUCAUGUGUCCGGCAGGUCUUACCCCGUCGAGGAAGUAUUCUGCAACCUGAUUGGACCGAAGGACAAAGAAGGCUCGGGGUUGGUGAAAGAGGUUGCAAACAUUGCUGUGGACAUUCACGUGAAUGAACCAGAAGGAGACAUUCUUGUGUUUUUAACAGGGCAGUCUGAGAUUGAGCGAGCAUGUGACUUGCUCUUCCAGAAGGGAGAAUCAAUCAAUUACCGGUACGAUGUGAGAGAUAGAUCGAUCGAAGGGCUGCUCAUACUGCCACUAUAUGGGUCUAUGUCAACAGAUCAGCAGAGAAAGGUUUUUCUUCCUGCUCCACCUCACAUCCGGAAAUGCGUUGUUGCUACGAAUAUUGCAGCCACCUCCCUGACUAUUGAUGGAAUAAGAUAUGUUGUAGACUGUGGUUUUGUGAAGCAGCUGAAUCAUAAUCCACGUGUUGGACUUGACAUACUGGAGGUGGUUCCAAUAUCAAAGAGUGAAGCUGUGCAACGAGCAGGAAGAGCUGGGAGGACAUCAGCUGGAAAAUGUUACAGGAUCUACAGCAAACAGUUCUGGGAGAUGUGUAUGCCUGAUCACAUGGUCCCGGAGAUCCAAAGAACAAGUUUAUCAUUUGUGAUCCUUACCCUGAAGUGUCUUGGUGUGAACAAUGUUAUAGGGUUUCCUUACCUUGACAGCCCAGAGGAGAGGCACAUCCUGGAGGCACUGAAGAACCUCUACCAGAAUGACGCUAUUGACAGGACAGGCUGUGUGACCAAACUGGGGAGGCUGAUGGUGGAGUUUCCUCUCCGGCCAUCUCUGACCCGGGCACUGAUUAAAGCGGCAGCCAUAGGCUGCGAAUAUCUUCUGCUUCCGGUGGCUGCAAUGCUUUCAGUGGAAAGCGUUUUCAUUCGACCAGGGAAGCCGGAGAAACAGAAGGAAGCCGAGCUGAGGCACCGGGAACUGGCGCUGGAGGCUGGAGGCAGCAAUGACUUUGUCACCUUACUCAACGUAUUCGAGAAGUGCAGAGCGAGUGACUCGCCGGCUUCCUGGUGCCGUGAACAUUGGAUCCACUGGCGAGCGAUGAAGACUGCAUUUAACGUAGAGACACAGCUACGAGAAAUACUCGAUAAACUGAAACAGAAGAAGGACUUCCCCUCAGAGACCUUCAAUGGCUCCAGGUCUGAGCUGCUGAGAAGGUGCUUGUGUGCUGGGUAUUUCUGCAACGUGGCCAGAAGGUCUGUGGGUAAAACCUUUCACACCAUGGAUGGACACGGAUCAGCUGUCCACAUUCAUCCGUCUUCCAUCCUGUUUGAUCAAGAAAGCCAGCUCGAUUGGGUCAUCUUUCAUGACGUUAUAGUCACGUCAAAGAUUUAUGUGCGAACACUAUGCCCAGUCCGUUAUGAGUGGGUGAAGGAUCUGCUGCCCAAGUUACAUGAGGUUGACGUGUACCAGCUGAGCAGCAUCGCAAAGGAUGAGGUGGCAGGGAGCACGACCCAGCAAAGAGAGGCAUUAAACAAGACCAAAAAACAAUCAGAGCAAACUCUAGAAGUAGUCCAAAAGAAACUGGAAAAGAGAAAUGAUGAGAAAUCUAUAUCUGAAGCUCGGGCCAGGUACCUACAGCGCAAAUUAGACAAGUCGCAGAGUUGGAUGGACCAGUGAAUGUUCAGAGGAGCCGGUGGAAGAUUAAGACCAUCUCAUGUAGAUUCCAGUGCCUCACUGUGGCUGAAUGAUGUGGAUGCUCACAACCAUUCCUCGGCUCCACAGGAGGAAGGCUCCAAAUCAUCUUUGGAAAAUUUCAUGAAUACUAGUUCAGUACCUGUGUCAGUGCAUCUGUGGAGUUGAGGCCAAAUGUACCACUCAUAUAGUAGGGGCAGAGAUUGGACAAAUUAUUCUAAAGGUAUAUAUUCUUACUUUUAAAAUGUACUUCCAUUAUGAAUUCCACAUUUAUAGUAGAAAGGAUCAAUGUUAAUGUGCCAUGCACCUGUGCACUUUCUGUCCUGAAGAACAAGAACCAUCAAACAGUUCACAAUCUCUAAUGUUGCUAUCUGAGAGUUACGAUAUUGCCUGGACCUUAAAUUUCUGCCAGACAGAUUUUAGCAACUGCAUGUUCAAUGUGUAACUAACCAGUUUUAAACCCAGGUUGGAGUCUACUGGUCACAGGAGGUUCGUGUUAAUUUGUUAUCCAUACAGUAAUAUUUGCAUCAUAAAGCUUGUUUAUAUUGUCCUUUUAAUAUAAAACUCCCUCCAUGGCACUUCAGAGUGGGAGAAAAAAAAAUGAAGUUAGUAAAUGACAGUCAUUGCAAGACAGUGCUUUUAUGAAUGGAUGCUGUGAUAAAUUAAUCUGUAUUUUCUAAAAUCUCAUUGGUUAUUUUUGUACAAUGUGAAAUUAAACAAAAGGUUUUGAAAAAUA